Messenger RNA from Melampsora larici-populina 98AG31, 1071 nucleotides. RefSeq lists its product as uncharacterized. NCBI's taxonomy places the organism in Eukaryota, Fungi, Basidiomycota, Pucciniomycetes, Pucciniales, Melampsoraceae. The record is from RefSeq and is a predicted model, not a curated record. Bases 1 to 1071 code for a protein of 356 amino acids. Gene Ontology annotation, molecular function: nitronate monooxygenase activity. The transcript is spliced from 4 exons.
AUGCAUUCAAUUCGAAAUGAUUUAACAAAAAUACUCGAAUGUCGCGUUCCACUCAUAUCAGCACCUAUGGCAGGAGCCGCUGGUCCGGAAUUGGCCGCGGCUGUAUCGUCAGCAGGUGGCUUUGGAUUUAUCGGUACAGGACACGAGCCAUUGAAGCUUGAAGCACUCGUGAAGAAUAUCAAUCAUGUAAAGAAAGAGAUGGGAACUUCAGAAAAUGAAACUAUUCCAAUCGGUGUAGGGUUUUUAGGUUGGAGAUUAGAUCUAGAACCUGAAGAUGAAGUUUCGAGAUGUUUUGAAGCAGUGGUGAAGAAUGUUAAAUGUGUAUGGAUAUCAUUCGGAACAGAUUUAAUUAAAUGGAUUCAACUUAUUAGAAAGAUUCAAAAAAAUGAUAGAUUGUGCAAGUUGGCAGUGAUGGUGACUAGUUUAAAUGAAGCUGAAAACUUAUUAAAAUCAAUUCUUUCAGAUCAUUUAGAGAUUGAUAUUUUGAUAGGACAAGGUUUUGAAGCUGGAGGUCAUGGUGGUGCAAAUGGUGAAACUAUCAAUUCUUUUAUUCCUGCUUUAAAGGUUUUGUUGUUAAAGAUGAUACCGGAAAGUCAACGACCUAUUUUGGUCGCAGCUGGUGGUUUAACUCAUGGAUCACAUCUUGCUGCAAUGUUGGCUUUGGGAGCCAGUGGAAUGGUAGCUGGAACUCGAUUUCUUGCUACUCCUGAAGCGAAAUACACUGAAAACCAAAAGAAAGCAAUCGUCUCAGCUAAAAGUAUUGAUACGAUCAAAACGACUGUCUUUGAUCAAUUGCGCGGAACUGUCGGAUGGCCAGAGGGAAUUGAUGGACGUGCACUCAAGAAUGAGACCACAGUCAAUCACCUUGCCGGUAUGGACUUUGAUACUCUUCAAUCUAAUUACAAGACAGCGAUGAACAUGGCAGACGUGAACAGAUUAGUGACUUGGUCUGUGGGACUCGUUAAUCAAAUCUUACCGGCAGAACAGGUUGUUCAGGAAAUUGAAGAUGAAGCUGUCAGGGUCAUAAUGGCAGCUAAUAAAACACCGGGCCCGUUGUCAGACACUGGAUGA